GAGCGGAGCAGUGCCGUGCGGGGGGCGGGCGCGGUGGGCGACUGGCGAUGACAUUCGCGAGGAGCCCGCAAGCGGCGGCGCGGGAGAAGAAGAAGAAGGAGGAGGAGGAGGAGGAUGAUGGUUGCUGAGGCCGGUAGGAGCAGCCCCGUAAUGUCACCAUGAUGUCUCAUGUAAGUGAAAUGUGGUGCUAUCAUUGGAAAUGGAAGCUGCAGCACUGUCUCUGCUUGUUUACUAUGUAUAUCUUAUAUAUGCAGCAAGCAGCACAUGGAUGCUAUGACUGUAGGAUUGUGCUAACUGACCCAUCUGGAGUUUUCACUUCUCCAUGCUUCCCCAGUGAUUAUCCUAACAGCCAAGCAUGCAAGUGGAUCAUCCGAGCACCUCAUGGAUUCAUCAUACAGCUAACAUUUAUUGAUUUUGACAUUGAAGAAGCUCCAGGCUGCAUUUAUGAUUCAUUAACAUUAGACAAUGGAGAAAGCCCAAUGAAUCUUUGUGGCAUCACUGCCAAAGGAUUAUCCUAUAACUCUACCGGAAAUGAAAUGAUUGUGUCAUUUAAAAGUGACUUCAGUAUCCAAAAGAAAGGUUUUAAUGCCACCUAUGUACGAAUUGCCGUGUCUCUGAGGAAUCAGAAAGUCAUCAUUCCUCAGGUUCCUGAUGUUGAUGCUGUGUAUGUGGCAGAGACUGUCUCAGUGCCAGAGCUCAGCCAGUUUACGCUGUGCUUCGAAGCAACCAAGGGCAGCAAUGAUGACAAUGAUGACUGGAAGGUUUUCUCAUACACCGAUGCAUUGUCAAAAGAAUUUUUCAGCUUUGGGAAGACCACAAAAGGCCAUUUUCUGUCCAUCUCAGGCACGCAGUGCAUCCUUGAGAAUGCAUUGCCCCGAAAUGCAGAGUUUUUCACGGGAACUUUUCAACAGCUCUGUGUCGUAGGGGAUAGCUUCUCAGGCAGCAUAGGUAUAUAUGCCAAAAGCACCUAUCAUAUAGUGUACUGUCCAGGUAUCUUUGGCAAAGUUAUCCCUGGAAACGGCAGGCUGGUGCUGGGCUCUAACAGCAAUGAAGUGAGCUCUCUAAAUGGAGACAUUUACAACUUCCGCCUCUGGAAUUUCACCAUGAAUGCACAAACACUGGCCAACCUCAGCUGUGAUGUGAAAGGAAACAUUGUAGACUGGGAAAAUGAAUUCUGGAGUAUUCCAACUUCAGCACUGAAAGCAGAAAACAAUUUGAGUUGUGGCUCAUACCUAAUUCCCUCUUCUACAAUUGAACCAACCAGUUGUGCGAACCUGGGAAGCCUUUGCCAAGCUACUGUAAAUGCUACUACUCCUACACCACCCACUGUCACCACUAACAUGCCCGAUACUAAUAGAAACGAUAAGCCAAACAAUGGUGGGCUAUUCUACAGGAUAUCUAUAGUUGUCUUUAGUUCCAACUCUGAUGCUACGUUAAAAGUACAUGAUGUGGUUGCAGAAUGGCUAAACCGUACUUUCCAGAACUGGAAUUAUACUGUGUAUGUGGUCAAUAUCAGCAUCCACCCUGGCUCCAUAAAAGAGGGAACAAGGGAAAAAAGAAGUAUUAAAAGUUUUGGGGUUUUGGCUCUUCUGGUUUAUAAUUCUACCAAUAACAUCAAUUUAGAAGAGGAAGACAUCCGACAGAAGCUCAUAAGUAAUAAUGGGACCAUGGAAGGAGGAUAUAAGAUUCAUACUGUUGAUGUUGAUCCAGUGGAAAAAUGUUUAGCAGAAGAAAACCCUCCAAACUAUUUUUGGCCAGAUACCAGACCAACUGUUACCAACUUCACAUUAUGCCAUGGGAGCUCUGUUCAGACUGCAUCAAGAACCUGCUAUUUGGGUCUGCAGAAUUAUACAUCAUACUGGGGCCAGCCUGAUCUUAGAAAUUGCACAGAAAAUGCAGCUGACAUAGCCAAUCAGCUUCUGAAUCUCACUGGUGAAGGGCAACAGCUAACCUCAGACAAAGUGAAUGAUGUUGUGCAGAAGCUCAAAAAAAUUGUGAACGAUGAAGAAAUUGAUGAAUCUCUGGGUUCUACCGUGGUGACAAUUUUUUCCAAUAUUCUAACCAGUUCAGACAGUGUACUGGCAGCAUCAUCUUCAGAAGCUCUAAAAACUAUUGAUGCCUUGGCUUUAAAGAUCCAGUUCACUGGACCAUCCAUGAGUAUUUCAACGCGAAACCUCGCACUUGGAGUGUCUUCUAUAAACUCGACUUCAUUCAGAGGUGGUUCUUUCAGUGUCAGUCCACAAAAUAAUGCAUCUGAUUUCCAGAUAGAUUUUGACAAAGAUCAGACAAAUGCCAUCGCUUCUGUUGUUCUGCCACCAAGUUUACUGAAGAAUCUAAGUCAAGAUGAGUUUGAAGUUAUAUCCAGGGCUCAGUUUACUUUCUUCAAUAAAAAUGGUCUUUUUCAGGAUGCAGAAAAUCCUGCUGAUUUGACCAGUUUUGUGGUGGCAUGCAGUAUUGGAAACAUAACCAUUCAGGAUCUUCAGGAUUACGUGAAGGUUACAAUUAAGCAUACCAAAAUUCAGGAAGAUCCUAAGCCUACCUGCGUCUUCUGGGAUAUGAACAAAAAUGGUGGAAGUGGUGGCUGGAGCCCUGAGGGCUGCCAGGUGGACACAGAAUCCAAUGAAAAUGAGACGGUUUGCUUAUGCAAUCACCUCACACACUUUGGGGUCCUAAUGGAUCUUCAGAGAACCGUUACACAAAUAGACCCACAGAAUACCAAGGUCCUCACCUUUAUCACUUACAUAGGCUGUGGGAUAUCUGCUAUAUUUUCAGCUGCAACUCUUCUAACAUAUAUUGCAUUUGAGAAGUUGCGAAGAGAUUACCCAUCCAAGAUCCUGAUGAACUUGAGCACAGCCCUGCUCUUUCUUAACCUGAUCUUCUUACUUGAUGGCUGGAUUGCAUCCUUUGACAUAGAUGGCCUCUGCAUAGCUGUAGCUGCACUUUUGCACUUUUUUCUUCUGGCCACCUUUACAUGGAUGGGACUGGAAGCUGUUCACAUGUACAUUGCUCUGGUGAAAGUGUUUAACACCUAUAUACGGCGAUACAUACUGAAGUUUUGCAUCAUUGGCUGGGGUUUGCCAGCUCUGGUGAUAGCAAUUGUUUUUGCAAGUGCUAAUACAAAUGCAAGUCAUGUAUAUGGCAAACAGUUAUAUGGCAAAGAUGCUAAUGGACAAGGAGGAGACAACUUCUGCUGGAUCAAGAAUGAAGUUGUCUUUUAUGUGACAUGUGCUGGAUACUUUGGAAUCAUGUUUCUGAUGAAUGUUGCCAUGUUUAUUGUGGUGAUGGUGCAGAUCUGUGGGAGGAAUGGGAAAAGAACUAAUCGAAGCCUGAAGGAAGAGAUCCUGAGGAACCUCCGUAGCGUGGUCAGCCUGACCUUCCUCUUGGGCAUGACAUGGGGCUUUGCCUUUUUUGCCUGGGGUCCCUUAACUCUUCCUUUCCUGUACCUCUUCUCAAUUUUCAAUUCACUGCAAGGUUUGUUUAUAUUUGUAUUCCAUUGUGCAAUGAAAGAAAACGUGCAGAAGCAAUGGAGGAGACAUCUUUGCUGUGGCAGAUUCCGACUGGCAGACAAUUCAGAUUGGAGCAAAACAGCCACCAAUAUUAUAAAGAAGAGUUCUGAUAAUCUUGGGAAAUCCCUAUCCUCUAGUUCCAUUGGCUCCAAUUCAACCUACUUAACAUCCAAAUCAAAAUCUACAACAAAUACAUAUUGCAAACGGAACAGCCAUACAGAGAAUGUUUAUCUUGACAAGCCAUCUUCAAAAUUUGCCCAAGAUGAUGGAGAACAGACCUCAAUUAUCCCUGUCCACCAGGUUAUUGACAAGGUCAAGGGAUACUGUAAUCCUCACUCCAACAACUUCUAUAAAAAUAUCAUCAUGUCCGACACAUUCAGUCACAGCACAAAGUUCUAACUGGGCUUCUGAAUUUUUUAAACUGAAGGAAGACAGAAAGUCUUUUUUGAACUGCCAGUACUGGAUGUCAUAAAAUGUGACCUGUUUAGUUAUUUUUUCCCAGUUUAUAAUAUUCUCCUGUUAACAGCUCCCACUCAAGGACUGAUUUCUCUACCUUUUUACUGUUGUGGAAAAAGUCAAUUUUUCCACUAUGGUAUUGAGCUGUUUUUAAAUGCGCGCCAGCCAACAUGAUGCCUGGACAGCUAAUUGUAAUCCUGUGUAAAUAUUUCUUAAAACUGAAGAGCCACAAGCCUAUCUCUAAAUUAUAUAGUCCAGACAGAAGCGAGUCUUAACUCCUGAUGAAAAUAACAGACGUGACAUGCAGUACAGAAAAGCAGUUUACUGAUGGUCUUUUUCUGUUGAAAAAUACGUAUUUUUCCCUAUGACACUUGUUAGAUUCUUGCUUCUUUACUGUCUAGUGCUGUCUGUUCUUUAUUCAUAAGUGAAAAACCCUACCACCAGUGUUAAAGGGUUAUUUUAAACCAUUUUUCACUAAAUAGACCUAAUCAUGCAAAUCUUGCUUGCCAAAAGAGUAUGUGCUGUAAAUUCAGGCUAUAUUAUAUCCAUGUACAAAGAAAUACACGUAUUACAUAAAUGUGCUGGCUGAGAAAGUCAUGGAGGUCAUUAGUAACUUUUGCAGAUUUUAAACCCAUUGAUAUAUAUGGAAACACAGUCAUAUGUAUCAUUUGCAUCUGUGCACAACAAGUACACAGGUAAAUCCAAAGUUUACACAAAGUCAUGUUUCAACGUUUAUUGAUCGGUAUGUAUAAAACAGGGCAUCUCCAGUCAAUUCUAUGUUUAAUAUUCUUUUUCACUAAACAAAAUAGAAGACAUGCAGCUAUAUGUAGAUGUAUAAAUAUGUAUGUAGGACUCUCUCCACACGUUUUUAUAAUGCACACAGUAAAAUGACAGGAAACCACAAUGUGUACCACAGUCUUAAAAUGAACGGUGCUAAAACGUAAGUAUUUAAAUGCAAGAUGAAUACUUUGUAAACCCAUGGGUUCAUUUGUCAGUUUCUGUACUUCAGAUUGCUGUAUGUAUAGACACCUCCAUCAGAUGGCAUUGCAACAUUAGAAUAACCUGGAAUACAUUUACCAGUAAUAAAUAAAUAACAUCUUUCUGGGCACAUAA
Messenger RNA from Pezoporus flaviventris, 5075 nucleotides. It is a transcript of the gene ADGRG6, whose product is annotated as adhesion G protein-coupled receptor G6. Gene Ontology annotation, cellular component: membrane. Gene Ontology annotation, molecular function: laminin binding; G protein-coupled receptor activity. Bases 159 to 3905 code for a protein of 1248 amino acids. The transcript has 25 exons. Lineage: Eukaryota; Metazoa; Chordata; Aves; Psittaciformes; Psittacidae. Gene Ontology annotation, biological process: adenylate cyclase-activating G protein-coupled receptor signaling pathway; myelination in peripheral nervous system; cell surface receptor signaling pathway. The record is from RefSeq and is a predicted model, not a curated record.